Megalobrama amblycephala (Wuchang bream) is the source of this 6498-nucleotide messenger RNA. It is a transcript of the gene mindy2, whose product is annotated as MINDY lysine 48 deubiquitinase 2. The coding region runs from base 94 to 1977 and encodes 627 amino acids. The record is from RefSeq and is a predicted model, not a curated record. The transcript has 9 exons. Gene Ontology annotation, molecular function: cysteine-type carboxypeptidase activity; K48-linked deubiquitinase activity; cysteine-type deubiquitinase activity. Gene Ontology annotation, biological process: protein K48-linked deubiquitination. Lineage: Eukaryota; Metazoa; Chordata; Actinopteri; Cypriniformes; Xenocyprididae. Gene Ontology annotation, cellular component: cell periphery; cytosol.
GAUGACGUCAGAGGUGGAGAUGUCAUGGCGUCGUCGGAGCUGAGACUGGAGCUUGCCAUCUAGUUAAAGGCUGUCGUCGAUGCGUUCAGCGAAAUGGAGAAGAAUGCAAACCCUCAUCGAGACGCAGGAGGAAGUGUCCUGUGCACCGCUAUUCCCACAGAACCUGCAGAUAUCAAAACAGUCGGCGGAAUGAAAGAUGUCUGCGAGAAGAGAGAGACUUUGAGCACUUGUGCAAGUGCUAGCGGUGCUAAUGCUACACCCUGCACACAGACAUCAGAUGCUGCUGGGACCGUAAGCAAGAGCGCACAACCGAGCGUUUUAGCAGAGACACUGUCGCCCGAUGCAGCGGAUCAGCUGAGCAACGGGAUGGGACACGAACCGUUGAUGACCGCUGCUGGGAACAAGGAGGGUGGCACCUCAAAGUUAGUAAACAACCUCACGGGAGAGCAAUCCGACAUCAGUAAUGUGCAAGCGGACGGUGUCUUGGAUGGAGGGACGCAAGAAACGACGAAGCUGGCCAAGCCUUCUUAUUUGUGUCCAGACAAAGCAAAAUCCGCGAACUCGAAUUCAAACGAUCACACCGUUUCCGAGGGUCCUCCGAGUGGGAGCGAGCCCAGCAUCGCAGGAGAGUCCCGCAGCUUUGAUUCACUAGAGUCCUUCUCCAAUCUGAACUCAUGCCCGAGUUCAGACCUCAACAGUGAAGGACUGGAGGACAAGGGACUGGCUUUGGCUAUUCAGAGUGAAUACGGGGCCGAGGGAGCGAAAAUCCCCUGUCCUAAAGACAGAGUGACCGGUCAGUCUUUGUACCACAUCAAGUGGAUAAAGUGGAAGGAGGAGAACACGCCUAUCAUCACACAGAAUGAGAACGGGCCGUGCCCGCUGCUGGCUAUUAUGAAUGUCCUGCUAUUGGCUUGGAAGGUCAAGCUGCCACCAAUGAUGGAGAUAAUAACAGCAGAGCAGCUGAUGGAAUAUCUGGGAGACUAUAUCCUUGAAGCCAAGCCAAAAGAGAUCUCUGAGGCUCAGCGGUUGAACUACGAACAGAAUAUGAGUGACGCUAUGGCGGUGCUGCAUAAACUGCAGACAGGUCUGGAUGUAAACGUUAAGUUCACGGAUGUGCGGGUAUUCGAGUACACACCCGAGUGCAUCGUCUUCGACCUGCUGGAUAUCCCACUCUACCACGGAUGGCUGGUCGACCCACAGAUGGCUGAUAUAGUGAAGGCAGUGGGGAACUGCAGCUAUAACCAGUUGGUGGAGAAGAUAAUCAGCUGUAAGCAGUCAGACAGCAGCGAGCUGGCCGGGGAAGGAUUUGUGGCAGAACAGUUUCUGAACAGCACAGCAACUCAGCUAACAUACCACGGCCUGUGCGAACUCACCUCUACCGUACAGGAGGGAGAACUGUGUGUCUUCUUCAGGAACAAUCACUUCAGCACUAUGACCAAAUUUAAGGCCCAACUGUACCUGCUGGUGACAGAUCAAGGGUUUCUCACUGAGGAGAAGGUGGUUUGGGAAAGUCUGCAUAAUGUUGAUGGAGAUGGGAACUUCUGUGACUCAGAGUUUCAUCUGAGGCCGCCCUCUGACCCAGAAACGGUGUACCGUGGUCAGCAGGACCAGAUCGAUCAGGACUACCUGAUGGCGCUGUCUCUGCAGCAGGAGCAGCAGGCCUCAGACCUGGGCUGGGAACAGAUCCCAGAAGGCAUCAGUGAUCUAGAGCUGGCCAAGAAGCUGCAGGAGGAGGAGGACCGCAGAGCGUCACAGUACUAUCAGGAGCAGGAACAGGCGCAGGCAGCAGCAGCUGCACAGGCACAGGCACAGGGACAACAACCAGCAGCGGGUGCCGACCAGGUGGAUAGAGCGGCAGCUGCUGGAGCCUCAGCCGGGGGAGCCACUGCUUCUCCGAGCCCAGGAAAACAGCCCUCUACGGGGGAACGCAAACCCAAGAAGGAAUCCAAGGACAAAGACAAAUGCAUCUUGUUGUAACAGCAGUGGACUACAUGGAAACGCGAAACGGGCAGCAAUUAAAUUCCAGUGGCUCUGCAAUGCAUCUCCCAGCGUGAGGCGGAGAGAGAACGAGCAACGGAGAUGAAGCGUGACGGACUUGCCAUUCUCAAGCCACUUGUGCCUGACUUUAACCCUCAGUGUUCUGAAGAUGCAGACAAGCAGAGAGGGGUGUCACUACAAGGACUAUCACUACAUCGUUCGUAGAGCUGGCCAAAUGUUCUCAGCAGGAAAACCACUGCAGUGCACUAUAUUUGUGUGGGGUCACCAGGGAGGGUGGAUUUUUAUUAAUAUUUUUUUUUUUUUUUAGUAGAACAAGGUAAUGUACACAUAGCACUAGGCAAAAAAUCCCCCUCCCAAAACAAAAACACACACCACUUUUUUCAUUAUACAAAGCAUUUUUUUUUUUUUUUUGUGGAUUUCCGUUAUUGUUGUUGUUUAUAAGCUAUUUUAUACCGGUUUACCCGUAUAUAUAUGCAUAUGUAGAUUUGUUGUAUUUGUCAGUUUCUGUUGUUUGAUUGAAGGACAUAAGAUCUUUUAAUGAAAGGCCGUUCACAUGAGCAGGUAGCAAGCCAACAGGUCACUUGGCAAAGGUGAUGUCUCAGGACAUGAUGUAGGCCACCGUAGUUCUUGCCUGGCAGUCUGAUGCCAAAUUUAACAUGUUGAUAUUGUAGGAGUCACCUCCAUUUUAGAGAGCGUAAUCCUGAAGAAACGGAUGCAUUUAAAAAGGUUUCCUUUUUCCAUUUGGUGUGUCUACGAAAGAAUGAUUUUGCUAAUAGGACAUUUUCUGUUAAUAUCAGUGAACAACUGACACUGCGGUUAAUGUACAUAGCUUUAAAAUAUCAAAAUCAUUAGAUUAUAUAUAAGAUUACAUGGCCAAUUUUUUGCUUCAACCCACCCCUUUUACAUUUCAGCCAAAAGUCUGGUUCAUAUUUGCCUUAAAAAAAAAAUGAAGUAUACGAGUAGGAUCGUUGUCCUGGCAUUGUUGAAUGAUCAACAUUAUUGCCCAGAAACCGAAUCUUGUUUUAUCUUAAUGGUUUGUGUUUUCCUCCAGCUUAGUGGUCGAACAAUAUCGGUUUUACAGUGGGCCAAUACUGAAAUCCGGAGAGCAGGUUGGCCGACUCCUGAUAGAAAUAACAAGAGGAGAUUUAACACCUCUGUUAAUCGGCGGACACUGUUAUCACCCAAUGCCGAAAAAUGGCUUAACAUUGGCCAAAUAAUCAAGCCGACCGAUAUAUCGGUCAGUCGCUAACUACAGCUAUAAUUUUCACACUCUUUCAUGUACAUUGUACAUACUCAUAUAUGCUAUAUGGAUGUAAGGUAGGAAAGGAUUACUCGAGCCCAUCCUGUUCCAGUGCUGCCUCCUGAGAGACAAGGUCUUUUCUCUCCAAACAUUCCAGCUAUAUGCCUUGAGCUGAGCCUCAGACUCAGAGAAACGCUAACGUUGGGCUAUUUUCCCUGUUGUUCUGCUCUCGCAAUGUACGAAUGAACAACUCCUGCAUGUAGACGAGCUUGUGAUGGUGUAGUCGUAGAACAGACUUGUGGUUACAUGGGAGCACUAGUAGAAUCUGUUUAUGCUGGUCAUGGGCUGGAGCUGUUACUUUGACGUUUGGUCCCUCAGCGGCCAAUACUCUCUGUAUAUAAAAAGCCUUACACUAUUUGCAGUAUCUUUUAUACCGACACAAAUGGGUGCAAGACAAGACUGAGACAAUCUCUAGACCUUACCAUAAGACAGAAAACCGCACAGGCCUUCACAGAAGGAACAUAUCCAUGAGUGUCUUUAUGUUUUAGAUGGGUAAAGGAUGUAGAUUCAUAUGUCCCCUAUGUUGAGGUCCGUUCACACCGAGAACGAUACUAUAAAGAUUAAAAUAAGGAUAACUAGAUAAGCGCGAAGAGUUAUUAGCGUCCACGCCAACGGAUGAUAACUUAUGUCGUCUGCCGCUUUAAAUUAAAUGCACGAGCUCUUUAAAGCCGAGUGGAUUCUGAUUCGCUGUUAAUGUUUUUGUUGUUGUUCUUUUCUCCAUUCAUCAGCUGGAAAACAAAAUCGUUCUGAAAGCGAUUCCAACAAUAUGUCGUUCCUUUGGUGUCGUUAUAGCUGUAGUGUGGAGUUCCUUAUUCUCAUAGAAGUAGAGCGCUUAUUGAAACUGUAUCGUUAUAGUUAUCUUCCUUGGUUUGAAUGGCCCUUUAAACCUGAGGAAUUGGGCUUUUAAGACAAACCAUGGCUAUUUUUGAAGUUGUUGUUAUCUGAGGUGAAUUAGCUGGCAUACUAAUAUCGUGUUUAGCCAGAGAGUGCACAACACAAGCUGUGUUAAUCUGUAUUUGUCAUGUUUUUAUUGUUUCCCCCGAAGGUAGCAUUCGCACUAUCAUUUCACACUACGAGAACUAUAGAUUUAAAUUCAUAAAUGUCAAUGCGCUUCUGUCACCUCUGUGACUGGUGGCAUUUGGAAGGAAGCACAAGCUACAGAGUUGGGAGAGAAACGUCUUGAAGGGUUUGUACUGAGGUUAUUGGGGUGAAAUGAGAUUUUAUAUAUCUGUAACUGGUAAAUCAUCCAUUUUGGCCAAACUUGGGUGAACAAACUUGGUUUUAUCAUCAUUAUAAGCUGACGCUCACUUCUGAUUCAGUUCAUUGGUGAAAGAGUCGAAUACUUACUCAACUGCUGUUAUACUUGCAGAUGGACAUUCCAGGGUGCUUUUGAUCAGUGGCAUGUCUGAUAAAAGAGUGAUUUAAGGACAACGUGCAACAGACUUCUCCAGCACAUAUAAUAUGUACCCACUGUGCAUUAGCUUAUGUCGUUUGUAUUGAUUGCCAAUAACUUUAUUCUUCUGUAAUGUGCUUCAGCUUUAACCAUUUGCUUCUAAAAUGAUCUUGCUAAUUGCAGAUGUGUGAAAUGUCACAAGAAUUUACAUGUUAGUGGGAUAGUCAAAUGUCAUAUUUAUAGAGGGGGGGAAAAGUGGUGGAGUUUGUGGGUGCACGCUCUAUUAAUUAAAUGAGAAAGCCCAUUUCAAAGAGAAAAUAGAUGGAAAAUGGCUUGAAACUGUCUAAUAUAUUUAGCUAAAUCUAUCUUUGACCCCCAAAUAAUAUCAGUAAAUAAUCCAAGGCCUUGUCUGCUUAGUUGGCCAUUGGUUUGCAGCACCCAUUGAAGCUCCGUUAUAGGUCAUAGACCAUUUUAGUUAUUUAUGCACUGUUACAUUGAAUGCACUAGAUGAGAAAUAUACCUCUUUUUAUACACAAUUAGAAUGACCAGAUUUUGUCUGGUUACAGCUGAACCUGUUUCAUAACACCCAAUAAAUACCAUGUUUUGCAAUAAGGCUUAUAUUUAUGGAACUAUAUUAAGAACUGAACAUAAGGAACUUUCUAAUGGUUACGUUUCAUCCUAAAUGCUGCCAUUUAGAUUUUGUUUUUCUUCGCCCGUUUCCAGAUAUAAAGGGUUUGCAAGACUUCCCAUGAAUAUAAUUUGAUGUUUCAUAUCUUAGUGCCAUCAACGGAUAUGGAAAACAAUUUGCGAUUGAAGAGAGGGCUUUUGAUUAGAGUUGAUAAAGGGCAUUACCAAGGGUAAUUCAAACUAAUGACACUGAAAUGCCAAACAUUACAUGUUUUCUGCUAAUAAUGGGAACUGGGAAGGUUUCUCUUGAAAUUUCAAUUUUAUCGGGUCAGUUCGUAAUGGAAAUGCAGUCGUGAUGCAUGUUUAACAGCUGAAUACAACAUUUACUCCUAAAUCAUUUUAAGGAACAGUCCAAUUACAAUUUCUAUUUUAUAUCCUUUAUACGUGUAUAUUUACACAAAAGAUUUUAACUUAGCAAAAAGAAAAAGGACAAAAAAAAUAAUAAAAAAAAUAAGGAUAUAAUAAGGGUCAACCUUUCUAUUGUGUGUAAGGUUCAUUAAUGACCAAAAACAUUUAUGUAGCCCAACAGUGUCAAAAAGUAGAUGGACAUUUUUUCUGUAACAAAUGCCUUAGAUGAGGGACAAUACAUCUGAUUAAAGGAAAUCUGGUCAGUGAGUCUGUGUGAUUCUUCUGAUUGUCAUUCACAGUCUACAACUAAAAAUUUGCUAGUUUUUCUUCCAACUGUGGGUAAGUGUGGCUGCACUUACAGACGCAAACUACACGGAGACCAUCAUAAUCCACAUAAUUUAAUAUGAACUUGUAGAAUCAUCAUUAACCCAAAAAAAAAAAAAAAAAAAAAAGAUCACAUUGAAAUGUUAACGGAAUUACAGAUGUGUCCAGUGAUACACACAGUAGUCUGCCCAAAGCAUAUGAGAAAAUCUGGAACAGGAUUACCUAAGAUUAUCUAAACAAACACUGGUUAAGAAAUAAGCUGUACAGUUGCACCAACACUAUGUCAGGAAAACAUGUAUGUGCACAAAGGUUGUUUACAGGUCACCGGAGUACAGUUCGGGAAACAAAAACCUACACGUAAAGCCUUUUACAAAGAACAAAAUCAAAGUGGAUCUUUACAAUAAUCUCACGGCUAUAAGUUCAGCCAAUUAAAAACAUCAGUUCAAAA